Messenger RNA from Wickerhamiella sorbophila, 1656 nucleotides. Its product is annotated as Phosphoribosylaminoimidazole carboxylase. The record is from RefSeq and is a predicted model, not a curated record. Gene Ontology annotation, molecular function: phosphoribosylaminoimidazole carboxylase activity; metal ion binding; ATP binding. Gene Ontology annotation, biological process: 'de novo' IMP biosynthetic process. NCBI's taxonomy places the organism in Eukaryota, Fungi, Ascomycota, Dipodascomycetes, Dipodascales, Trichomonascaceae. The transcript has a single exon. The coding region runs from base 1 to 1656 and encodes 551 amino acids.
AUGGACAAUAAAGUGCUGGGUAUUUUAGGUGGCGGGCAAUUAGGACGCAUGACCGUUGAGGCAGCGAACCGUCUUAAUGUCCGAACAAUUAUUCUUGAUGCCGAGGGAGCACCUGCCAAGCAGAUUAAUGCCGGCGAGCACGUCACUGGUAAAUUUUCCGACCCCAAGGGCAUUGCCGAGCUGGCUGAAAAGGCUGAUGUCGUCACAAUUGAAAUUGAACAUGUCGAUACCGAUGCCCUCAAGAAGGUCACCAAGCCUGUUGCCCCAGCGGCUGAAACUAUCGCCAUUAUCCAGGACAAGUAUCUGCAGAAGCUUCACUUGGCAAAGCACGGCGUAGACACUGCUUAUUCUGAAGCCCUGGACUCCAAUGCCGAGUCUUUAGCCGCCUUUGGUGCCAAGCAGGGCUUCCCCUUCAUGCUCAAGUCUCGUCGUGACGCCUACGACGGAAGAGGUAAUUUUGUCGUCAAGGACCAGGCCAGUAUUCUGGAGGCUCUGGCUACUCUGUCUAACCGUGCGCUUUACGGAGAGAAAUGGGCUCCUUUCACUAAAGAACUUGCCGUUAUGGUCGUUCGCAGCAACAGCGGUGAGGUUUUCGCCUAUCCUACUGUUGAGACAAUCCACAAAAACAAUAUUUGUCACUUAGUAUUUGCUCCAGCCCAGGUCGCAGGCCCUAUUUUGAAGGCUGCACAGCUAUUGGCAAAAAAUGCAGUUGCUUCUUUUAAAGGUGCAGGUAUUUUUGGUGUCGAAAUGUUCCUGUUGCCCUCAGGUGAGCUGCUAAUCAACGAAAUUGCUCCUCGCCCGCACAACUCAGGACAUUACACUCAGGAUGCUUGUGUCACCAGUCAAUUCGAAGCACACGUUCGUGCUUGUCUUGAUCUCCCUAUGCCUGAGGGUUUCACGGAGCUCACUACCACAACCACCCACGCUAUCAUGUUGAACGUUUUGGGCGGCGAAGUCUUCAAUUCCGAACUUGAAGAUUGCCGCAGAGCACUGGAAACACCCGGCUGUGCUGUUCACCUCUACGGCAAGGAGUCUCGCCCCAACCGCAAGGUCGGACACAUCAAUAUUGUUGGCAACUCGAUGGCGGAGUGCUUGACUAAACUGGCAAUUGUCCAAGGUAAGGAACCCUCCACCGCAUUGGCUCCUCGUGUGGGCGUCAUUAUGGGAUCGGACAGUGAUUUGCCGGUCAUGAAGGCUGCCUGCAAGGUCCUUGAGGACUUUGGUGUUCCUUUCGAAGUCAGCAUCGUGUCCGCGCAUCGCACCCCCGCUAAAAUGGUUGAAUACGCGGAAACCGCUGAAAGCCGCGGUUUGCAAGCUAUCAUUGCUGGUGCUGGUGGUGCCGCACAUUUGCCUGGUAUGGUCGCCGCCUCUACUAUCUUGCCCGUUAUUGGUGUGCCGGUCAAAGGCUCGACUCUGGACGGUGUUGACUCUUUGCACUCUAUCGUUCAAAUGCCUCGUGGUGUUCCUGUUGCCACCGUUGCUAUUAACAAUGCUAUGAAUGCUGGCCUUCUUGCUGUCCGUAUCCUUGGCUCCUCAGAUGCAAGUCUCCGCGGCAAGCUGCAAGAGUUCGCCGACCAGCAACGCGAAGAGGUUUACGCCAAAGAUGAGCAUCUCCGCAAAGUCGGCCAUGCCGAAUACAAGUGGCCUCUCGCAUAA